AAAUUUUACAUUACAAAACACAGAAACAGCAUAUUCCAAAAAAACUCCUCCAAAGGAGACCAACGAGAGCCCACGGGACGGGAGUUUUGUUGGAGAGUUCAGUCACUGCUCCAACGUACUCUUUCUCCGUGUCUCUCACUUUCUUUUUAUCCAGAUCCGGUUGAUCCAUCAAGAUUCAGGACAAUUAUUAGCUUUGGGAGUAAAGGGUUUGUUGUUUUGGCAUUCAUGUUUUAUUAGGGUUCUUCACGGCAACACGUGUUCUCAAAAGGGUGUUUGCCUAGGAUUUUGCCUGCAAGUAUUAUUUGUCUGAGCAAAUUGAGAUUCUUCUGUUAUUCUUUGGCUGGUCUGGGAACUAGAAUUUGGCAUGGCUGUUGCCAAGAGCAACAGCAGCAGUGAACCAUCUUGGCAACCUUGUAAUUGUUAUAAAGCGGCAACCUUAACUGAAACCAUUUUGCAAGCUAACGAGAUCUCUGAUUUAAAAGACCGAUUCAUUCUGGGGCAGCAGUUGGGUUGGGGGCAGUUUGGUGUUAUUAGGGUUUGCUCUGAUAAAGUGACUGGAGAGGUGUUUGCCUGCAAAUCAAUUAACAAAGAUAGAUUAGUGACCUCUGAUGAUGCACGGAGUGUAAAGCUUGAGAUUGAAAUAAUGACUAGGUUAUCAGGUCACCCAAAUGUCGUAGACCUCAAGGCAGUUUAUGAGGAUGAAAACUCUGUGCAUCUGGUGAUGGAGCUUUGUGCUGGAGGGGAACUUUUCUACCAGUUAGAGAAGUAUGGGCGAUUCUCUGAAGCAGAGGCUAGGAUUCUCUUUAGGCAUUUGAUGCAAGUUGUUCUAUAUUGUCAUGAAAUUGGGGUUGUUCAUAGAGAUUUGAAGCCAGAGAACAUUCUCUUGGCUACCAAAGCCUCAUCCUCACCAAUUAAACUGGCUGACUUUGGUCUUGCUACCUACAUCAAGCCUGGGCAGAGUCUGCAUGGAACUGUUGGAAGUCCAUUUUAUAUAGCUCCUGAGGUAUUGACCGGGGGCUACAAUCAAGCUGCUGAUGUUUGGAGUGCUGGCGUUAUUUUAUACAUUCUUCUCAGUGGUAUGCCCCCAUUCUGGGGUAACACUAAGUCACGGAUAUUUGAUGCUGUUAGGGCAGCCGAUCUACGGUUUCCAUCAAAUCCUUGGGAUAACAUAUCUGAAUCUGCGAAGAGACUAGUCAGGGGAAUGCUUUCUCUGAAUCCUUCUCAGAGGCUCACUGCUCAACAGGUUUUAGAUCAUUCAUGGAUGAAGGAUGACAUACUGGAUCUUGAAGUAUCAGAUGGGAACAACUUUGAAGGUUUUCAGGAAUGGGAUUUAGGAAGUGGCUCAUUCUCUACCCCAUUUAUUAUCAGGAAUCAGGACAUCAGCUUUGGUAGUGGAACUCAAUCACCUAUUGUUUCCAAUGCUGGAUCACCUGCGUUCACAUGCAGAACAUCAUUUUCUUCUUUCUUAGCAGAGCCGUCAACACCUUGUUCUGCUUCUGCUAGGUUUUCUUUCUGUAGUCCCAGCGAUUCUAAUACCUUGGAAUUCACUUCUCCUGUGGCUGUACCCUCAAUGCCAAGUUUUGCAUUUUUUGGCACUGCUUCUAUUGAGCAAGGUAUUUCAGCAGAUCGUUCAACCAAUAUAACCAGACUAGAUGCAACUAAUGGAGAGGCUAGCUUGGAGGAGCUUCUUACAGUGCCUGAUUCUUCUCCUUGCUUUGGGCAUCAGUUGAGAGAAACAGAACAUAAGACAGCUGAAGUUAAAAGAGCAGGAGGGACCAUUGGAUCCAAGAUGUUGGGCAUCCACAGUAAGAGGAACCGAACAAUUGGUCUUGGUGAGAGGGAGCAACUUGAUUUCGUGGUGUCUGAGUCAGUGAUCCGUUGGGCGUCAUGUACAGAUAUUUCAAUUGCCCCAUCGUUGAAAUCCUCACUCGUGUGUUGAAAGUUCGAACCAGACAACAUCAUAAGUUGAAUUGGAGGGUUCGGACAGAGAGACCCAUGAAAAUAUUUUACAGCUAAUCUGUAGUAUUAUGUUUGUGUUGUAAACAUGGCGGUGAAUAGCACACAGUUUCAUGUUAGCUUCAAAUGGGUUGUCUUGUAAUAUAUAUAUAUGAUGCCUGAGAGUGAUGUGAUGUUUGGGUUGGUGAUAAGUAACAGUGUUUAACUAGUUGUGUCUGAUAGGCUUAUGCCACGUGUAUAAAACUGGAUUUUGAU
This is a messenger RNA of Pistacia vera, 2211 nucleotides long. RefSeq names its product calcium-dependent protein kinase 26-like. Gene Ontology annotation, molecular function: ATP binding; calmodulin binding; calcium/calmodulin-dependent protein kinase activity. The transcript is spliced from 5 exons. Gene Ontology annotation, cellular component: cytoplasm; nucleus. Gene Ontology annotation, biological process: protein autophosphorylation; peptidyl-serine phosphorylation; intracellular signal transduction. NCBI's taxonomy places the organism in Eukaryota, Viridiplantae, Streptophyta, Magnoliopsida, Sapindales, Anacardiaceae. Bases 365 to 1939 code for a protein of 524 amino acids. The record is from RefSeq and is a predicted model, not a curated record.